Stylonychia lemnae is the source of this 1464-nucleotide messenger RNA. The record is from the annotation of a GenBank genome assembly. NCBI's taxonomy places the organism in Eukaryota, Ciliophora, Spirotrichea, Sporadotrichida, Oxytrichidae.
AUGAAAGAUUCAAAAUUAUAGACUACGCUGGUCAGGGCUCGUAUGCUAAAGUAUACAAGGCGCUUGAUCUAGUUACCAAUACCCACUGUGCCAUCAAAUUUGUACGUUAUAUUACUGUAAGAUUUUUAGGUUCAAGAUGACAGAUAGCUGACCAGUGAAUGGGAUAUACUUAACAAACUUCUAAACGGAUUUCCAAAGGUUAUGUCUCGAGGAGUUCAUCUUGACAAAAACUAUAUUGCAAUGGAAUUUUUGGGAGAGUCCUUGUAAACUUUAACUAUAAAAAUGGGGAGAUUACUCUCAAUGAAGACAAUUCUACAAAUUGGGAUCUAGCUAGUUGCGAAUAUUAAGCUUCUUCAUGAUAUUGGCCACUCUCAUAUGGACAUCAAGCUCGAUAAUGUCAUGAUAGGGUCUUGUGACUACUCAAAAAGCGAAUCUUCCAUGUUAUAUUUUAUCGAUAUGGGAGCUUCAAGAAAAAUUAACAAAUAAGACUAAAGUAAAGCCGACUAUUUCGAAGGAAACCUCGAUUUCAGCAGCUAUGGCUAGAUGUCAUUGAAUGUUGCAUCAAAACAAGAUGAUAUCAUCUCUAUCCUUUAUCUAUUGAUGUACUUGUAAAAAGGUAAAUUACCUUGGCAAUUAGGUUUGAGUAAACUUAAUAGAAAUAUGGCGUUUCAGACUGUCAAAAACAACAAAAAAAGAUUUCAUUAAAAGCUAGAUCUCUUUUACACACAAUAUGAAGAAGAUUCGCAAGGUGAUAAGUCACUCUUUGAGGAAUUAAUCCAACAUAUUGAUAGUAUGCUUGACAAUGACGAGGUGGACUAUUAGUUCUAUAUACAAAGAAUGUAUGAUUAAAUUUUAAGAGAAGGGUAAACACCAGACUGGAAAAUGGAUUGGACCUUGAAAGGUUCUUCUUGGAAUGAGUCAUUUCAAUGCAAUAAAGAGAUGUUUGAUCAAUAUUUGCAAGGAAUUUACAUUCCUCGAAAGAUUAAAGAUCAAGUCGAGUUACUAAAUCAGCUUUUAGAUAACCCUAUAGAUACUAUCGUUUCUUCUGGUAUGAAUAGCAAAAUUCCUAAUAUUCUGCCAAUAUGCAAGAGAAAGCUGCCUGAGUAGUUGAAAAGUGAUGGGUAACUUUUGGAAUAAAAUCAAAAAUAAAAAUAGGACUUUUUAGAUUCGAAUCUAGAUUCAAAUCAUGGACUCUAAUUCAGAUAGUUCAAGGUUCAAAUAUCUGAUACUCCGGAUUUGACCUGGAAUCAAAUUAAAUUUAGUUACAGCUCAUCUAAGUUCUAAAGUGCCUUAAAAAAGGCAACCAAAAACUAAUAUUUCAGCAAUAAUCUCGAGAUUAUUGAUGAAAUUGUUAUACUAAGUGAUCAAGAUUAGGAUUAAAGCCUAGACGAGAACACAAUCGAUUAAACUAACAAUUAUGAGUUUAAAGUAAAUGAUAACUUCUCAUAAAUGAGGAGAAAAUGA